AUGACUCUCACGACAAACGGGUUCAGCCGUGGUAUCAAUGGGCACGCCUCAAUCAAUGGGCACGCCUCAAUCAAUGGAGUUCCAACCUACGAUUUCAAUCACCCGCUUCUGGGCCCUUUGACAGGCAUCCGCAGGAAUGGCGAUGUCGUACAAUUUCGAAGCAUUCCAUACGGCCAAGUGCCUAGAAGGUUUGCUCAUGCGCGAUGGAUUGACAAGCUAUCGCCGAAACAGCGAUACUGUGUCGAUUACUCCUAUGCCUGCCCUCAACGAGGGCAGAGUAUGGAUGCGUUUGGUGGACCGAUCCACGGGGAAGAGCCACGACGUUACGAUGAAUUUGCCUGUCUGAACCUCACCGUUACCGCUCCAGCCAUGUUGCUGGAUCCCGAUUGUGAGACGAAAGUUGGAGUCAUGGUCUAUGUGCAUGGCGGCGGGUUCGCCGAGGGUGCACACCAUGGUGGACCUCAUGACAUGACACGAAUGGAUCUGGUGGAUGAAGCGAUACUCAUCGAUGAGCCGCCAUGCAAUUUCGCUCUGUUUGAUCAAAGGCUUGCAUUCCUAUGGGUACAGAAGUACAUAUCCGGCUUUGGUGGCAACGAGAGACAAAUAACGGCGUUUGGUGAAAGUGCCGGCUGUGCCUCGCUGUGCUUCCAUCUGUCUUCUACCAUCCCACUUUUCAAUCGAGUCAUCUUGCAGUCCGGGAGCGCAGCGACAAUCAGCGCAACCUCUUGUACCUCCAAAAACGCGGAAUUCCUAGCACUCCUCGAAUUCUGCGGCAUCGACAAGUCAGAUGCGCAACGAUUGGAAAAGCUGCGCAACGUGCCUGUGGAGAAGCUGGUGGAGGCUGCACACACGCUCACAAACUCUGCCUUUUCGCCGCUAGCCCAUGAGAGCUUCUUCCCAACAACGCCAACCUACAGCAACCACCACCGCAUCGUAGCCGAGUGUCCCUGGAUCGAGGAGGUGAUUCUCGGAGACGCAGUCUACGAAGGCUAUCUGUUCUCCUCGGCCCUCCAGAGCAUCCAGUACGAAGAUUUCCGUACUCAUGUACACAACACUCUCGGCGAGGAGCGUGGAGACGAACUCCUCCAAGUCUACGAAAUACACACCGACAUCGACGCCAAUCUAUUCUGGACGCGCCUCUGCGUCUUCACCGGCGAUAUCAUGUUCUCUCUUCCAGUCCACCACCUCGCACAGUCGCUCUCCAAAUCCGGCAAACCCACAUACCGGUACAGCCUCUCGCUACGCAACCCGUUCCCGGGCUCGCCGUACUCAUUCGUGCUGGGCCACCACUUCAUCGAGCUGGCAUACCAGUUCAUGACGCUGCUGGACCGCUUCCCCUCGCCGGUGCAACGCGACGUCAGCGUCGGGUUCGCCACGCGCUGGCUUGCGUUCGCGAAUGGCGAUGCGCCUUGGAGUUUGUAUGUGUGUGGUCCCGGUGGAGAAGUGGGUGCGGACGAGGUUCUGGCCGUUGCGGAUGAGCGUGAGGGCUGGGUUGUGAGGUCCAGGUUGGAAGAUUUGACAAAGACAAGGGGUGGAGAUGGUGGCGUGAGGAGGUAUUUGCAGUGGGAGGUCAUGUCGGGUAUUCUCGAGAGCUUGGGAGAUGGGGCUGAUGCGGCGGUUGCGGCAUUGGCGUUCCCGUCUUUGAUGGGCCUAGUGAGGACUUGA
Molecule: messenger RNA, 1665 nt
Organism: Exophiala bonariae
Lineage: Eukaryota; Fungi; Ascomycota; Eurotiomycetes; Chaetothyriales; Herpotrichiellaceae
Exons: 5
Coding region: 1-1665 (554 amino acids)
Molecular function (GO): serine hydrolase activity
Source: RefSeq, a predicted model, not a curated record